Messenger RNA from Musca domestica (house fly), 3360 nucleotides. RefSeq names its product ATP-binding cassette sub-family B member 6 (gene Hmt-1). NCBI's taxonomy places the organism in Eukaryota, Metazoa, Arthropoda, Insecta, Diptera, Muscidae. The record is from RefSeq and is a predicted model, not a curated record. Gene Ontology annotation, cellular component: membrane. Gene Ontology annotation, molecular function: heme binding; ATP hydrolysis activity; ATP binding. Bases 296 to 2893 code for a protein of 865 amino acids. The transcript has 7 exons. Gene Ontology annotation, biological process: heme transport; transmembrane transport.
UUUUUUGUUUUACUUCAAAACAUUUACAAAAAACAUUGGUUCGUGGUGUUGUCAAACACACCAGACGAAAAUAAUAAUAAUUUUUUUUAUUGUAAUUGAAGCGCGCGGUUGGUUUCGUGUUAAAAUGAGUGCAAAACAAUUGUGAAAUUCCUAACAAAAACUCCCAGUAUAAAGAGAAACAAAUCAAAUAGUAUCGAUUUUAGUCGUCAAAGAGGUCCGACCGACUCUUGACAACGAAGAGCGGUUGUAAAGGUUAAUUGCUGACAGCACAUUCCCACCACUCUAUCGUUGAAAAAUGCUGUAUUGUCCGCCAAAUGUUACCCUAUCCCAGGUGUGGAUCGACCAUGGCAUAUCCCAUUGUUUUAUGGACACUGUCGGUUGGUCGGUGUGCGGUGGUUUUAUGAUUCUUUUCGGUCUGAUACAACUGCUGAUGUAUCGUAAAUAUGCCACGCGUAUCACCGAUCCCACAUUAAUAUCCAAAUCACGAUUAUAUGGCUUGCAAUUGUUUUUGUUGGCCUUCUUUCCGGGAUUGCAAUUGGUGCGAUUUUUAUUGAAUGCUCGCAUCUAUGAAGGAAGUGCAGUUUAUGGUUAUAUGAUACUCGCCACUUGUCUAAUAUGUGUGGCCUAUCCCUUGUCCAUGUGUUUGGUGGUUAAGGAAAGACUUUAUCAGUUGCCUUCGGUACCCACCAGAGGUCAUGGUCUGGUCCUAUUACUCUUUUGGACCUUGGCCUUUAUCAAUGAAUCACUGGCCUUUAUUAAUUUACGCAAUGAAGAUUGGUGGUUUAAUCUUAAAACGAACAAAGAUAAAAUUGAAAUGGGUUUGUUUGUGACCCGCUAUAUUUGUUCUUUGCUUAUCUUUGUAUUGGGUUUGAAGGCACCGGGCAUAACAUUUCCCUAUAAUGCCCAUCAGCGUUUAGACGAAGAAUCGACACAAUCUGAAGCCGGUAAUCUCAAUAGGGGUUCUGCAUUUAAAAAUGCCUUUAAGAAGUUACGAAAACUCUUUCCCUAUUUAUGGCCUAAAAAGGAUAUUGUCUUGCAAAUUACUGUUUUGAUAUGUAUUGCCUUGUUGUCCGCUGGUCGUGUUAUUAAAUUAUAUUUGCCGAUUUAUCGCAAAAAAUUGGUUGACAGUUUGACCAUUGAACCGAUUGUUUUCCGUUGGGAUUUCGUUCUUAUCUAUGUGGCAUUGUCAUUUCUCCAGGGCGGUGGCACCGGCACAAUGGGCCUGUUCAACAAUUUACGUUCAUUCUUGUGGAUUCGUGUACAGCAGUAUACGACUCGUGAAAUUGAAGUGGAUCUUUUCCAUCAUCUACAUCGUCUCUCGUUGCGUUGGCAUUUACAACGUAAAACUGGCGAAGUUUUGCGUGUAAUGGAUCGUGGCACAGACUCAAUUAAUAAUUUACUCAACUACAUUAUCUUUUCGAUUACCCCGACAAUUGUUGAUUUAAUUGUUGCCGUGGUGUAUUUUAUAUAUGCCUUCAAUUGGUGGUUUGGCCUGAUUGUUUUUCUCACCAUGUUCUUGUAUAUAUUGGCCACCAUCUUGGUUACCGAAUGGCGUACCCAAUUCCAGAGACGUAUGAACCAAGCAGACAAUGAGCAGAGGGCUCGUAGUGUAGAUUCUUUGCUUAAUUUUGAGACAGUUAAAUACUAUGGAGCUGAACAGUAUGAAGUGAAUGCCUAUCGACAAGCCAUUGAGAAAUAUCAGAAAGAAGAAUUCCUCUCCCUGCUGACGCUGAACAUUCUCAACACAUCACAAAAUAUUAUCCUAUGCUUGGGUCUGCUAUGCGGCUCUAUGCUCUGUGUCUAUUUGGUGGUACAUCAUCAAACCCUAACUGUGGGUGAUUUUGUACUCUUCUUUACGUACUUAAUGGAUUUGUAUAUGCCCCUGAAUUGGUUCGGAACCUAUUAUCGAGCAAUUCAAAAGAAUUUUGUUGAUAUGGAAAAUAUGUUUGAACUGCUCAAGGAGGAGGAAGAAGUGGUAGAUGCCCCCGGAAGUUCCCCAUUGCUGACGGCAGGUGGUGCCAUUGAAUUCUCCAAUGUUAGUUUUGGUUAUAGCCCAGAGAAAAUUGUCUUACGCAAUGUCAGCUUUAGUGUACCGCCUGGUAAAACCGUUGCCAUUGUGGGUCCCUCGGGUGCGGGUAAAAGUACAAUUGUACGCCUGCUUUUCCGUUUCUAUGAUGUACAAUCGGGUUCCAUUCUCAUCGAUGGACAAAAUAUUAAAUUGGUUACCCAGCAAAGUUUGCGCCAGGCCAUUGGUGUGGUGCCUCAAGAUACGGUGUUGUUCAACAAUUCCAUUUACUAUAACAUUGAGUAUGGCAAAAUUGGCUCCUCACCCGAUGAGGUGUAUGAGGCGGCACGCAUGGCUGAUAUUCAUGAUCGUAUUUUGGGUUUCCCCGAUCGUUAUGAGACCAAGGUGGGUGAACGUGGUCUACGCUUGAGUGGUGGUGAAAAGCAACGUGUUGCCAUUGCCCGUACCCUGUUGAAGGCCCCGGUCCUAGUGCUACUCGAUGAGGCUACCUCGGCUUUGGAUACAAAUACCGAAAGAAAUAUCCAAGCGGCCCUACACAAAGUAUGCUCCAAUCGAACAACUGUCAUAAUUGCCCAUAGACUAUCCACAAUUAUACAUGCCGAUGAGAUUUUGGUACUCAAAGAUGGUGUAAUUGCCGAAAGAGGUCGCCACGAGGAUUUGCUGUUGCGUGACGAUGGCCUCUAUGCCGAAAUGUGGCAACAACAAUUGAAAAAUCUAGAUGCCCCCUCAACAACAUCGGAAAUUUCCGAUGGCAAUACAACAACUGACAAACCUCCGGCGGCAGGAAAUGCUGCAGGUGGUCCUGCUCCUUCCGGAAGUGCCUAUCUAAGGGCUGGCCAUGCUCAUGGUGGUGGUGGUGGUGCCUAAACGAAACAAAAUACACAUAUAUACCAUUUAAGACUUACCUCUAAGAUUCCUAUUAUGUUGUACAUCACUUUUUAAUUUGUUUCUUUCACUUGCCCAAGAAAUGGUUUCAAAAUCUAUUUCUCGAACCUUUUUUUAACGUAAAAAGAAAAUGUUAGGAAAAAAAAACGCGUAUUGUGGCUAUUGGUUUAUAAAAUUGUUUUAAUGUAUAGUCUAUUUGUUGUAAUCUUAAUUUUAAAACUUAUAUUAAUCAUCGAGCGAGCGUAUAUAAAAGCUAUAUAUAUCUUAAAAAAACAUGUCUGUAUGUUGAAACAAAAUUGUAGUCUAAUUUAAUAUCGAAAACAAUUCUAUGUAAAAACAAUAAUUGUAUAACAAAAACUAGCAUUAGUUUUUGCAUAAAAUAAAUAAAAAUAAAAAAGAUACUUUGUAGCAAAUAAACAAAAAAAAAACCGGAAGAGGGUUGAGUUUUA